CUCCUCUCCAUCGCCGAUCUCCCUCUUUCUUCCCCGGCGGCAGUCGUCGUCGUCGCAACUCCCUGCCGGCCUCGCCGCGCGAGCUAGUAGUCUCCCGUCGACGACGAUCGACUCAUCAGCCCCUUAUUUGUUUCUCCAUUGCCGCCGGCCGCAGACCGCCGCCGGACGACGACUGCCAUGGGGACUCAAGCACCCGAGAACCAUUCUCCUACCAAGGAUGAGAGGAGUGCUGGGGAUAAGGCGAUCGAUGACUGGCUCCCGAUCACCUCGUCCAGGAAUGCCAAGUGGUGGUACUCUGCCUUCCACAACGUCACCGCCAUGGUCGGCGCCGGCGUGCUCAGCCUUCCCUACGCCAUGUCCAAGCUCGGCUGGGGACCUGGCAUUGUGGUGUUGAUACUGUCGUGGAUCAUCACAUUGUACACGAUGUGGCAGAUGGUUGAGAUGCACGAGAUGGUCCCCGGGAAGCGGUUCGAUCGGUACCAUGAGCUCGGGCAGCACGCGUUUGGGCAGAAGCUGGGCCUGUGGAUCGUCGUGCCGCAGCAGCUCAUCGUCGAGGUGGGCGGGGACAUCGUGUUCAUGGUCACCGGAGGCAAGUCACUGAAGAAGUUCCACGACGUGAUCUGCGACGGCAAGUGCAAGGACAUCAAGCUCACCUACUUCAUCAUGAUCUUCGCCUCCUGCCACUUCGUCCUCUCCCAGCUCCCCAACUUCAACUCCAUCUCCGGCGUCUCCCUCGCAGCUGCUGUCAUGUCACUCAGUUACUCAACAAUAGCUUGGGGAGUGUCGCUGCAUAAGGGGAAGUUGCCGGACGUGGACUACCACGUUCUGGCGGCGACGACAUCAGAGAAGGCGUUCAACUACUUUGGGGCAUUGGGGGAUGUGGCGUUUGCAUACGCGGGGCACAAUGUGGUGCUUGAGAUCCAGGCCACCAUCCCAUCGACGCCGGAGAAUCCAUCCAAGAAGCCCAUGUGGAAGGGUGUCGUCGUCGCCUACAUCAUGGUUGCCGUCUGCUACUUCCCUGUCUCAUUCUUUGGAUACUGGGCCUUUGGCAACCAAGUUGAUGAUAACAUCCUCAUCACACUCAACAAACCCAAGUGGCUCAUCGCCCUCGCCAACAUGAUGGUCGUUAUCCAUGUCAUUGGCAGCUACCAGAUUUUCGCCAUGCCGGUGUUUGACAUGAUAGAGACGGUCCUGGUGAAGAAACUGCAUUUCCCUCCCGGCCUUGCACUCCGUUUGAUUGCCCGGAGCACCUAUGUUGCGUUAACAACGUUUGUAGCCAUCACUAUCCCCUUCUUCGGUGGAUUGCUCGGUUUCUUCGGUGGAUUCGCCUUUGCACCGACAACUUAUUUUCUUCCCUGCAUCAUGUGGCUUGCAAUCUACAAGCCCAAAAGGUUCAGCCUCUCAUGGUUCACCAACUGGGUCUGCAUUCUUCUUGGAGUGGUCCUGAUGAUCCUGGCACCGAUCGGAGCACUCCGGCAGAUCAUCUUGUCUGCCAAGACAUACCGAUUCUACUCCUAAACUUCCAUGUUCCAAAUUGUGAACAUGCAAGGGCUCAAUCACAUAGCCUUCUGCAAGUCCUUUGGUGUCCCAAAUAGAAGAGGAGGCUCCAAGAACCAAAACUUGUUCCAAAUGAUGAUACUUGUCAGAGGCAUGUUGUGAGUCUUCAGUUACAGAUGAAGUCCUGUGGCGGGUUCAUCAUAACCCAUGUAUUUUUUUUUGGCAAUGUUCUACGGUAGUUAUGUACUUAUGUGCGCAUAAGGAAGAAUGAACGUUGGUGGAUUCUAUUGCUUAUACAAAGCUAGAAUCUGCUUGGCCGUUGGUGUGCGUUCUGUCACUAGUAAAAAAAAUAAAUUGUUUGAGCUGCUAUUAGAGCAUCUCCAGUAGCCCCCCAUUCUCUAUGGACUGAGGAGAAAGGAGGCUUGGCAGGAAGAGGAUUGUAGCAUAAGAAGCACAGAGGUCAAUCCAUUUCAAAAUAUGGAA
Molecule: messenger RNA, 1980 nt
Organism: Sorghum bicolor (sorghum)
Lineage: Eukaryota; Viridiplantae; Streptophyta; Magnoliopsida; Poales; Poaceae
Product: lysine histidine transporter 2
Exons: 8
Coding region: 178-1518 (446 amino acids)
Cellular component (GO): plasma membrane
Source: RefSeq, a predicted model, not a curated record